Messenger RNA from Orbilia oligospora ATCC 24927, 1308 nucleotides. RefSeq lists its product as uncharacterized. Lineage: Eukaryota; Fungi; Ascomycota; Orbiliomycetes; Orbiliales; Orbiliaceae. Gene Ontology annotation, biological process: protein N-linked glycosylation. Gene Ontology annotation, molecular function: alpha-(1->6)-fucosyltransferase activity. Bases 1 to 1308 code for a protein of 435 amino acids. The record is from RefSeq and is a predicted model, not a curated record. The transcript has 3 exons.
AUGACAAAACAGUCACCCAUGAAGAUAGCCUUCGGAGCUAUCUUCUUCAUGUCUAUAUGCUUCUGUUUAUAUAACUUUGAGGCCAUAGGCGAUUCGCUAAAUCUCUCACGGUCGAAGUAUACCGAAAGCCUUGAUACAUCCACGACGACAAGUCCGAAGGAGCCCGCGGCUUCAAAGACCGAUAAAUCAUCUGCUCCAAUAAUCGAUCCUAAAGAUCUCGAUGUCGAACAGAUUGAAGCCGACUUCCCUAUGGGUUACCAGAACUCCAGAUCAUGGUUUUUACCCCUGCCGGCGCCGGAUGAAAGACAUUUAUUACAAGUUUUAACGGCAGAGCAACGGGAGUUGUUACCAUCACUUGGGUCUCAAGCACAACUCUCGAAGAAAAAGUUGGAUAAGAUUAAUACCUUUUAUGGAAUCAAUCGUGAAGGGGGUUGGCAAGAUCACAUUGAAAGUUUAGACGAUGAUGGACUAGCACCUUUAACAAAAUGGGCCCAAAAAUACGUCUACGACCACCAACACCCUGCAAGCUGCGAGGGCAAAAAAUUCUACAUCCUCGAAGAAAAGGCCCCCUGGUACGGCCUGGGCGCCGCCGUCCGCGUUAUAUUCCGAGAACUCGAGCUCGCAAUCUCAGUCGGCCGUAUCCUCGUCCUCGAUCCCCACAACCCACCAGGAGGCAAUCUGAUGAGCAAAGACUGUGGUGAAUAUCGAGGUCGAAACGCAUCAAUAGAAUGUGUUCUGGAAGAUAUUACUUCCUGCGCCGCGUAUGCUACACCGGAAAACUCCGUGAGAGAGGUAUCAAUUCAUUCAGUUCCUGGGGGUAACAAGUUUGUUCCACCUCUACCCGCCGUAGCUUUGACGACGUAUAUGAAAGAAACCGGUUUGGCCCUUACUGGCGCCUUUUUGAGGUACUGGUGGCACGCCCAAAUGUAUGCCUAUAUCUUUCGCCCGAACCGGCAGACUCUGGCUCGAAUGGUAGAGAUGAGAACGAAUAAGACCCUUCAUACAGCCGUGGAUACAAACGUCAGGGAUAAAGAUGGAAAUGGAAGACCCCACACCGUCCCAUUUCCUCUCCUGCCAUCUACUAUUUCAAUACACAUCCGUCAUGGCGAUAAAGCGAUUGAGGGCCGUCUAAUCAGCACCCGCGAUUACAUUGUUGCAGCAGAACGCUUCAUCCUCCGAAAUCCAAUAACAUACAGAAAGCGUGCCUUUGUCACAACCGAAGAUCCAGAUGCAAUUAAGGAAAUUAGGAAAACUACGGGAAUAAACCCAAUUAGUACCGCCUUUUCAAACCCAAGCUGGUAUUGGUAA